AUGGCGCCCUCAGCCUGCUUCCUCUGUAAAACAGCCCGGGCGGUCAUCAUCCGACCCAAGAAUCGCCAAAAACUCUGCCGAACUUGCUUCCUCCACGUUUUCGAGUCGGAAGUGCAUGAGACAAUCACCAGCACAGGGCUGUUCCACCACGGCGAACGGGUCGCCAUUGGUGCCAGCGGCGGCAAAGACAGCACGGUGCUGGCGUCAGUGCUCAAGACGCUGAACGAACGCUACGAUUAUGGCCUGCAGCUAUGUUUGCUCUCAAUCGACGAGGGCAUCAAAGGCUACCGCGACGACAGCCUGGAGACGGUGAAACGCAAUGCACGGCAAUACGACAUGCCGUUGGAGAUCGUCGGGUACGGGGAACUAUACGGCUGGACGAUGGACCAGGUGGUAGCGCAGGUGGGCAAGAAGGGCAACUGUACCUACUGUGGAGUGUUUCGACGGCAGGCACUCGACCGCGGCGCCGAGCGCUUGGGCAUUCGCCACGUCGUGACGGGCCAUAAUGCCGACGACGUCGCGGAGACGGUCAUGAUGAAUCUGCUUCGCGGGGACCUGCCGCGGCUGUCGCGGGGUACAAGCAUCGUGACGGGGUCAGCGGCGUCGGACAUCAAGCGCAGUAAGCCGUUGAAGUACGCCUACGAGAAGGAGAUCGUGCUGUACGCCCACCACAAACAGCUGGAUUACUUCAGUACCGAGUGUAUCUACUCGCCUGAGGCGUUCCGGGGCAGUGCGCGCACGCUCAUCAAGGACCUUGAGAAAAUCCGGCCCAGUUCCAUUCUGGAUAUUGUGAAGAGUGGGGAGGAUAUGGCAGAUCUGGUCCCGCAUGAAAUCAAGAAGAGUGCGCAGACCGCAGCAGCAGGCGAGGAGUCUGCCGGAGGGUGUGGAAGCCAGAACGGCCGGACGCGUGGCGGCGAGAUGGCUGAAAUGGAGAAGAAGUUGGCGCAGGACGAGACGGCGGAGUCACGCGAAAUGGAGAUCAAGCUUCCGGCCAAGAAGCCGAGUAGGGCGCACAAGAUGAUCAAGACGCAGACCAUGGGCAACUGUGAGCGGUGUGGAUACAUCUCCAGUCAGAAAGUGUGCAAGGCAUGUGCCCUGCUGGAAGGGUUGAAUCGGAAUCGACCCAAGACGAUGAUCGAGGUGGGAUUGGAGGAGGAAGAGAGCAGUUCGACGUUGAUGAGACAGAUGGAGAGGGUCGAAUUAGGUUGA
Molecule: messenger RNA, 1209 nt
Organism: Aspergillus tanneri
Lineage: Eukaryota; Fungi; Ascomycota; Eurotiomycetes; Eurotiales; Aspergillaceae
Gene: NCS6
Product: putative PP-loop ATPase superfamily protein
Exons: 1
Coding region: 1-1209 (402 amino acids)
Biological process (GO): tRNA wobble position uridine thiolation
Cellular component (GO): mitochondrion; cytosolic tRNA wobble base thiouridylase complex
Molecular function (GO): tRNA binding
Source: RefSeq, a predicted model, not a curated record